AUGGUAUUCCGCCGAAAUUCUCUGUUAUUCCUAAUUUUUUCACUCAUCUUCGUAUCAACAAGUGCCCAGAAUUCAUCAAGUUUCACUCAACAUGGAUCACCGCUAUUCGACCCGAUGCCGAUCCGCUUGUCUCCAAGCGUUUGCACCUCGGAGACUCAGACGGUAAUCAUCGUGCACUCAUCAGUGGCGAAUUUCGAGCGCCGAGAGGUCAUUAGGAAGACGUAUGGAGAGGAGAAAUAUCGGAAAAAGUACGGCUACGAGGUGAUCUUUGUGACCGGUCGGAAAGCGGAGAAUGUCCUCUUUGACAAAUGGAUCCACGAGGAAUCCAAUCAACACGAGGACAUUUUACAAGGAGACUUUAUCGAUAGUUACGAGAAUAUCACGAUCAAGGGUCUCCUUUGGCUUCGUUACGUUUCUGUCAGCUGUCCUUGGUCGAGUUUUGUCCUUCAUCUCGACGAUGACAUCAUCUUCGACGUCAACCAGAUAUUCAUGCAAUUAAUCGACUUCAAAUUGGACGACAAUUCGGUGAUUUGCUUGACAACAACCUAUCAAUCCGGGGAAAUCGUCAGGGAUCCAAAAGCGAGAUGGUUUGUCUCCUAUACGGCCUUCUCCGAGGACACCUAUCCGGCCUAUUGUGCUGGAGCGGCAUACCUUCUUCUCGCCGAGCGACUCCCAGGGAUCAUUCGUGAGAUCACCAAAUACGAGUACAUUCCGAUCGAUGACGUUGUGAUCACGGGAAUCGCGCGUAAACGCCUUGAUCUCAACAUCCAUCAGGUCUAUCCUGAAGCCAUUCUGCGCAAAGACGAAGACACCGUCACCGAGUAUUUUCUGAAUGGCUGGGCGGUGGUGGGCGAGUGUUUGACGAUCCAGUGUAUGACGCAUAUUUGGCGUUUGAUCACAUCCAAUAUGACGAAACGGGGGAGAAUCUCGCGGUGGCCGGUCAACGAGAACGGCUACAAUCUCUUCGUGAUUUCAUCAAUUUUACUCGCCACGGAGGGCAUUUCGGCAAAAGAAAAUUCCCGCACUUCAACUACUCCCGAGAAGCCACCACCACCAAAACCCGCGAGGAAAAGAUCGAGGAAGAAGCUCUACUUAGUGGUUCCCAUUGAAUUGCUUCUCAGUCAAGGACACGAGCCUAUGUACGAUCCAUGUGGUGCCGCUCUUCCCGAAUACCAGCGAAUCUACAGAAAACUACAUAGCGGGCGAAAUUUUAAGAAACUCGUUGCCGAAUCGACGCGA
This is a messenger RNA of Mesorhabditis belari, 1239 nucleotides long. Lineage: Eukaryota; Metazoa; Nematoda; Chromadorea; Rhabditida; Rhabditidae. The record is from the annotation of a GenBank genome assembly.